Molecule: messenger RNA, 861 nt
Organism: Eruca vesicaria subsp. sativa (arugula)
Lineage: Eukaryota; Viridiplantae; Streptophyta; Magnoliopsida; Brassicales; Brassicaceae
Source: the annotation of a GenBank genome assembly
AUGGACACGAACUCUAGCCAGAAUAGAUCCGUCGCCAAGGGGCCGAUAAGGUUCGAAAGUGAGGCUGCUCUGGAAGCCUUCAUCGAGAAGAGCUCCAGGCCCCGGGUUAGGAUGUCUGUUGAAGGAUUCAACCCUUUCCGACCUGCGGAUGAAAUAAAGAGAGAAUUGGUUAAUCACUUCAGUUCAUGUGGCGACGAAUUUAGGGUUAAUGUUCCCACUGACCCUAUUGUCGACAGACGUGCUUUUGUUAUUCUUCGUGGACAUGGCGCAGAAGAGAAAGCUUUGCAACUUAAUGGAAGUGUCAUCGGUGAUUGGAAUGCCAUUGUUAAGGUUGCACCCGAGGAAGAAGAGGAGGAAUACCUGGCGGUAUCAUAUUAUAGAGGAUCUCUCAUUAACGCCCUACUCAACGACAGGAGAUUUAUGUUUGGCGUUGCGGUUAGCGGGUAUGACACUUCCCUCCCUGAAGAUGAAGUAGAGAGAGCUUUGAGAGCACAUUUCUCUUCUUGUGGAGAGAUAACACAUGUUUACAUUUGUACUGGGGACGAGCGUGCUAAUAUCUAUUUUUCCCAAGAAGAAGGUGAAGCUUUGGCUCUGGGUCUUCAUGGAAGUGAAGUGGGAGGAUUCAAAAUAACUACUAGUCACUUAGCCACGGUCAGACCUAACCGUCCCGCUCCUUGUAAGGGAUAUACCAUUCCAGCUCAUAUGAUCGAGUUUCGCCCCGAGAUUAGGCGUAAGGUCAUGGCUUUUAAGAAGAUUAAGAGGACCUUGAAGAGGGUCACGGCCUUGAGGAAGGCUUUUAGGAAUGCAAGGAGGGAGGAGAAGGAGAUGAUGAUGAGGCCCAUACUCUCCCAAAAAGACUAA